Molecule: messenger RNA, 2409 nt
Organism: Lingula anatina
Lineage: Eukaryota; Metazoa; Brachiopoda; Lingulata; Lingulida; Lingulidae
Product: organic cation transporter protein
Biological process (GO): transmembrane transport
Cellular component (GO): membrane
Molecular function (GO): transmembrane transporter activity
Source: RefSeq, a predicted model, not a curated record
CAUAAUGUUUCUUUUUGGGACGUGUUCUACAUCGGUAUGUUUUUUUGAGUACGGCAAUACGAACAUUUCGUCUUCAGAGGCUCAUGACACGCGCUACACAGUGUAACACCCCGGCUUGGUUUGUCCAAGAAUGCCGUGUCACUAUCAUCUAAUGGGUAAACAGAGGUCUGCUCAAGCUCAGUCUUGGAUUAAGAACGCGCAGCAUGCACUUUACACCCUCUGAUGGACAAAGUGAGUGGGACUGUAACAGUCGAUCAUUUUAAGGACGCGUGGCACAUCUAUAGCAUCUGCACUACUGAGGACAGAGGGGUGUUAAGAGUGUAUUUGUGAAAAUGAACGGUCAGGCCAAAAAUCAUGGAGAUCUUAACGACGAAAACAGAACCCUGGUGAACCAGGAAUCACCAGAUCAGAGGAAGAACAGCGGAACAAAAGCUGCUGACGCCACGAAUGAAUUGUACCCUGAGAUUCACCACUUCGAUGAGGUUUUGCAACAUAUUGGAAAUGCUGGUCCAUACCAAGUCAGGAUAUAUUUCUUACUGUGUAUGGUGGCCGUAGUGGAAGCCCUAACAGCAUAUGCGAUAGUUUUCAUUGAAGAAACACCGAAGCACAGAUGUCAGGUACCGGGGCUUGAUAAUGACACAUGGGUUAUUCAGGGACCUGGCCACGAGGCACUUAUCAAUGCUAGCAUACCUCGGGACAGGCGAGGGAAGUAUGCCGAGUGCACAGUGCGGACCAGCAACGGGACCGAAGUGAAAUGCUCCAAUUGGGUCUAUGAUACAUCUACAUUCACAACUACAUAUCCCUCCCAGUUUAAUUUGGUCUGCGAUAAAGCCGAAUUGCUAUCUGUGACUUCGAUGGUUUUCUUUGGUUCCGCCUUGGCGGGGGGACUGUUUCUCGGGAUAUUGUCCGACACGGUUGGUCGCAAGACCACGCUGGUGAUUGCAUUACUGGGACAGGGAAUCACCGGGGUUGUAGCCAUAUUUGCUCCCACCAUUGAAGUAUACAUGAUCAUACGAUUCCUGCUUGGAGCGUUUUCUUCGGGAAUUUUCAAUCCUUGUUUUACUUUAGCUUUGGAAUUUUAUGGUCCGAAACAGCGCAUGGUGGCCGGUUCGGUGAUAAAUUUCUUCUGCGCCACUGGUGGGCCACUAACGACGCUCCUGGCUUACUUUCUACGAGAUUGGAGACACUUCCAGCUGGCAGUAACGCUGCCUACGUUUUUAGUACUCGUAACAAUGUGGUACGUUCCUGAAUCUCCGAGAUGGCUUCUGAGCAGAGGAAAGAGGCGCAGAGCUGAGAAAAUUCUGAGAACUGCUGCGAGAGUGAAUGGACGGGUUUUGGCGCCAAAUGUGUUAAAUAAUGUUGUCAUCGAAGAAGAGUCACCUAGCGUUAGUUUCCGGGAACUUUUCCGCGCGCCAAAAGUAAUCUUAAGAAUGCUGAUGUUGUCCUAUGCUUGGUUAAUAGUAGACACUACAUAUUAUGGAAUAGGACUUCAUACGGGAAAUCUUGGAGGCGAUAUAUUUGUGAACUACCUUUGUCUGGGUUUAAUUGAAUACCCAGCCUUCGUUAUCUGCUUUACCAUAGACAGAUUCGGGCGCAAAAAGCCUUAUAUUCUCUGCAUGCUUCUUGGUGGACUCGCGUGUGUCUGCUCUAUCUUUGUGGAAUUGUACGCAAAUGAAGAAUUAAAAUGGUUACAUGUAGUACUCGCUGUGGCUGGGAAGUUUGGAGCAGCUGCAGUGUAUGGUAUUCAUUUCAUAUGGGCUGCCGAAAUCUAUCCCACUGUGAUCAGGAACUUUGCGAUGGGGGUUGGAGCCACAGUUGCUAAUAUAGGGACAAUGGUUUCCCCAUUCAUUGUGAGGAAUAUAAAAGUCGACUCUAUUGGUCCAAGCACAAUUCCAAUGAUAAUAUUUGGGGCGGCCAGUAUUUCAGCUGCUAUCUUAGUUGGGUUUCUCCCAGAAACAACGAACAUCAAUCUACCUGAAACUCUCGAGGACGCCCAAAACUUGGGAAGAAAGCAAUCUACACAUAAGAAAAAGAUACGACAUGACGAAGAUAAGGAUCUGAUAGCGCAAAAAGAAACUCAACUCUAAUGUGCGUUAACGCCUUGAAAGAAAGAAUAUAAUUCCAAAGACGCCAUUCAGACAAUUAAUGACAAUUCACUGUGGACAUAGAAUGUUUUUGAAAUACCUUCUUAGGACCUUAUCGUUUCAUUUAUGUAAUUAAAUGUUUAGAGUUCGAAAUGAUGUCGAUGACAUGUUGUUGACGAGAACGUGCCUUACUUGCGCAACUGUUAUAUAGCGACUGCACAUUGCAAUCUAGACUUGUGUUAAAUAGUUUGAAGGAAAAACUGUUUCUAAGUAUUGUCUGUAUCAUAUUAUAUACUUGUUUGUCAUAACUUAUUAUUCAAUAAAA